AUGCAUCCGCCCAUGCACCAGCCCCUCGCACAACAGCAGCAGCACCACCAGAACCACCACCAGCCGCAGCACCAGCGUCAACCGGUCAUGCUCGGCCUGACUCAGGUCCCGUCUGAUGUCGCUUCGCGCUUGGGAUCCGUGCUUACUGUGUCGUCCGCAGAUGCCCCGUCGGUCUCCACCGAUGAUCCUAGAGAGAGGAAGAAGAGGAAGCGCAUGGCCGGCGCCGCUACCACCAUGGCCUGCGUUAUGUUUAUGUGGGGUGCAUUUGUUGGUACCCCAGGCUUGCUGAAGGGCUCCGCGUCGUAUCGCUCGGACGGUAAUUUGCCCGCUGUUUGGACCUCAACCCCGACGGACACCGCCGUGGCUCGCGUCAUGCCCAAUCGUCGCCCUCACUCUGCUGAACCCGACCACUCGUGGCAGCCCAAUUGUAUGAGGGUCCUGGAGCAGUUGCCGCAUGGCAAGGAGGAUUUGGAACCCUCCACCAAGGAUGAGCCUAUCAUCGCCGACCCUGCCACCGACCUUGACACCCAGAGGCAAGAGCCCCGCGAGGACAAGGACAUCGACACCGAGGCCAACAAAAUGUUUGUCGACAUGGCCGACGAGAACGCCGCCAGCGUUGUCGCCCGUGCCGACGACACCGAGGCUGUCAUCCCAGAGUACUCGUACGUCCUCAUCCGCGACGCCGUCGCCGCCAUGGACAGUAUCAAGUCGUGCCGCCAUCGCCUACGACAUGGAAACCAUUGCGGCCAGCCCCACUCCAUCUCCCUCAUCCUCCCGGCCUCCGCCGCGGGGCUCGAGGAGGAUGUCAAUGACACUCAACGCGGCUCUAUUCAGCUCGCAGAGGUUCAAUGCACUGUCAUGUCGGUCGCUAGAAUACCCUCCAACGCUGCUACCGUCAACAAGGCCACGCCUGGAAAUUCCAACUACGGAAAGGUCAUUGCUACUGCGGGCGUACGGCACGCAAAGUCAGCAUGAGCCCUGCCUCUUGUUCUGCCAAUCGUUGGUUGUUCUCUUUUUGGUGUGGACUGUAUGGUGUGUGUUUGAGUGUUUGGUGGCGAGGUGGGGAUGGGGAAAGGAAGUGGGGGAGUCGGUCGUUCACGUUAGCGUUAACAGACGUCCGCCUUGUUUGUACAUAUUUUAUAUCAUUGAAAAUAAAACUUGGUCUUUGUGUCA
This is a messenger RNA of Chondrus crispus (carragheen), 1173 nucleotides long. RefSeq lists its product as hypothetical. The coding region runs from base 1 to 975 and encodes 324 amino acids. The transcript has 2 exons. The record is from RefSeq and is a predicted model, not a curated record. NCBI's taxonomy places the organism in Eukaryota, Rhodophyta, Florideophyceae, Gigartinales, Gigartinaceae.